AGAAAGUUUCAGGUAUCAGUUUCUCCAAGUUACACGUCUGAACAAUCUACCAAUUAACAAUCAGUAGCGGCUGAAUUGGAGACUUGGCCACUACAAUCAUCAUUGUCAAUUGCUGUGUUUGCACUUGAAACUGUGCCUGUGGUAAACACUUGUCCUUCAGGGUGCAGAGUUAGGUAACCUGUGUUUGUAUCCUGAAUAUAAAGAGAGUAAAGGGCCAGCCACACCACUGUCACACUGAGAUACACAAUGCCUAGUGCAGUGUAAGCAGUUGGUUAAGCAGAGAGCUGGAGCUGUGGUGUGUGGAAAAUGCUAGCGAGGUUCAGACAAUGCCGUGGUCCGAGGCCUGACUAGGCUUCAGAGGGACAGGGGUCGCCUAACUGCGCCAACAGCCCCCAUCUCCCUCCCUUCUUACUCCUUUUUUUUUUGAGCUGCUCCAGAAUGGGCUCAGGGAGAACCCUAAAGUUCGCCCUGUGCGAGGUGCUGCAGUUUGCGGGCCUGUGUGUUCCGCUCUUCAUCAUCAUGCAGAGGUUUGCAGUCAUCGUAGCGAGAGUGAAAACCUCGGCGAAGCCUCCCGGAGACAGCGGCACGGCCUACUGGUUGAUCGUGGCCUCCUCCGUUGCCUAUGUCACCUCUACUGCCCUGCUGGUCUGGGUUCCUGUGAAGUACAUGGUCUUUAUGAAAAAGAAGUUUCUUGUUGGGAGGAAGAAGUGGAGGCCUGUGGCACUUGUUUACGUGGUGCUGUCCACAUUACCCUGCUUUGCCUUCCUCAUCGCCAGCUCUGAGGUUCAAAUAAAUAACAACAUGAAGUUUGACAUGUUCACCGAGCUCCCGGUAUCACUCGUCCUCUUCUCUCUCAUCUGCAUUGACGUUGUGGAGAGAAUACGCCAAUGCAGACUGACUGGCCAGGCUAAUAAUGUGGAGGGAGAUGCUGAAAUUCCCUCUGCUGUCCUCACACACGUGGAGCAGGUCGCACCAGUAGCACCCAUCACUCCAGUCGUUCCCGGGCCAGCUGCGCCCAGGCAAGCUGUUCCUGCUCCGAUACAGCCAGGAGCAAAUCAUUUCGGUGACAGAAACCUGAACGGAGGGGUCGCUCGGCCAGAGACCAACGGGACAGUGCCUAGGAUACCAGGCGAUCCUGGAAGACCGUUCAAUGCCUCUGGACUGAGUCCACAAUCAGCAUACCACAUGUCUCCGUACGCUUACACAGGUCCACUGAGAUUUCUGUGUGCCAGUGACGCCCGCGCGGAGGUGAUUGUGGAUAGUUUCAUGUUCUGGAUGGAUACAGUUGAGAUGGUGCGAGUGGCAGGACACCCCCUUGUGUACUAUUCAGGCUGGGUCUUCCCCAUCUAUAUCUUCAGCUACCUGUCCUGCCUACGUGUGGUGGUCAUGCCCCAUAGCCCCCUGCUUUCUUCACUCGGAGUGGCUCUGCAGGACUUGCCCUUUUUCUUUGUGCGCGUUGGCCUCGUUGCCUUCUUUGGUUUUGUCACACCCCUCGUGUAUCUGAUGAAAAACCUGCUGGUGUGCCUGGCCUUCGUCUAUUUCAACUUCAUGACCAAGUUAAGAGUCUUCAACACAGAGAGGAUGUUCUUAUGAACCCGACAUUUCAAGCUGAGACAUUUCAACAUUGGGUUGGAACAAUGAGGAUCUGAAGGAUCGAGCACCUUUGUGUUUAAGAUCCGUUUAAUUGUUACCAUGAAUAUUAAAACAUAGUCAUUUUGACCAUGAUGGACAUUUCAAAUUUACAUUUUUGUUCAACCAGCUUUCUUUCCACCAUCAUUAAGUGCAGUGACUAUAUAAAAAUAAGCAUACCGUGUUUUAAAUAUUAGACUUUUCUUUCAUAUGUUAUAAUUUAAAAAGAGAAACAACAUUGUGAGAUUGUAUCACUGAUACAUUUGUGUUUACACCAUUUUAAUCACGUGUAAAGGUUUUACUGACGUUAACUGAAGGUGGUUUUUGACCUUUCACGUUGGAAUUUAUCCCAUUUCUUCCCGAUGAGUCCCCAGGAGAAAAGCUUUCCUGUCAUUAUUGUAGAAAACAUUUGAAUCCCUUCCUUUCCUGUAAUCCUGCAGCAACAUGGAGAUUUACAGAUGAUUUUCUGGGAGAGCGAGAAAUGGUACAACUGCGAAAACUACAUUAUUCUAGGGGUUAUGUUGUUUGGCAUUGUUCAUAUUUGCAUGACUUGGAUCCAAAACAGCAAAUAUUUAAGGUCUACCACUGAAUUAUUGCAAAUAAAUGUAUCAGUUCAUUCAUCAGAAUGCAAAAUAUCUGGUUUUACUUCUGUUUUUACUACUACUUCUGUUUUGAAACUGAGAUUCAUUGGAAAAAUGACCGGUGCAACAUCUGCUGAGGCUGGGUGAUUUUGUUUCCAAAACAAAUCUUGUAACUGAACUCUGCUGUACAUUGUGUGUCACUGUAGAGGUUGUAAAUAAACUCCACACCAUACGUGUGCUAGGGUAGAGGUGUAGAGGGCGAGCAUGAAGACAUCGCCUGACGCGUUUAUGGCGCCAUUAAAAUGAAGAAGUGUCCAACGUUACUGCACUAUUAAUAUGGGAUAGAUUGUAAAGCACCCAAAUGUCUUACGUAAUAAUAUGAAAGCAUCCAAAAUGUCUGAUGUGAUAAUAUGGAAAGCAUCCAAAAUGUCGAUCGUAAUAAGGGGGAAAUUACCCAAAAUGUCUUCUAAAACAACAUGAAACCGAUCAGAGAAGGGGGUGUAAACCCUCCCCUCAUAGUUUUAUAUAAUGUUUUUAAAAAAAGGAAGAACAAGAUAGCUUGACACGAUUAAAACUGUGAAACAGGAACUAAUGGU
Molecule: messenger RNA, 2806 nt
Organism: Solea solea (common sole)
Lineage: Eukaryota; Metazoa; Chordata; Actinopteri; Pleuronectiformes; Soleidae
Product: transmembrane protein 236-like
Exons: 4
Coding region: 439-1593 (384 amino acids)
Source: RefSeq, a predicted model, not a curated record